This is a messenger RNA of Poeciliopsis prolifica (blackstripe livebearer), 2076 nucleotides long. RefSeq names its product adhesion G-protein coupled receptor G2-like. The record is from RefSeq and is a predicted model, not a curated record. Bases 141 to 1745 code for a protein of 534 amino acids. Gene Ontology annotation, cellular component: membrane. Gene Ontology annotation, biological process: adenylate cyclase-activating G protein-coupled receptor signaling pathway; cell surface receptor signaling pathway. Lineage: Eukaryota; Metazoa; Chordata; Actinopteri; Cyprinodontiformes; Poeciliidae. Gene Ontology annotation, molecular function: G protein-coupled receptor activity. The transcript is spliced from 15 exons.
UUCAGCUUUCAAAGCACAAUCGGCACCUGGAGGUUUAUGUCAUAUUAGCCGUUCUUUUCCCAGACAAACCCGCUACAAAAGCUCAGCAACAUGCAAAGGAUAAAGUGCUGGUGGUGCCUGGCGGUGCCAUCUUAAAAUCCAUGCUUUCACUUGGAGAAGAAAUUCAAUUGUUUGAAACAUCUGGAUUAGAAAAUGGACCAUACAAUCAAAACAUAGCACAGGGAGGAGUCAUACCUUCUUUAUCCUCACUUUAUCCAACAUUCCUGCCAGUGUGCAGGAAUGUUGGGAGAUGUGAAGCUUCUGCAGGCAGCCUCCCGGAACUAACUGCCAGGCUUUGCAUUGAAAAAUCAUUUGACAUUUUGAAAAAUCAACAUAGCCACAAUGAAACUGUCGAAGCGCUUAAAACCAUCGAGAAAAUGUUGGAGGAAACAAACGUAACAAGCAUCGUUAUGACAAACAUUUUGGCUUUCCAACAAAAGCCCACCAUCCCUUUCAAUGGUCUUACUAUUUCUGCCUAUGACCAAAAGGUGACGUCAGGUGGGAUCAUGCCAAACAGUUCGGUGAGGGUUCAUCUGCCUAAAGAGUUGGAUCUGGGCAUAAAAAAUACAGUUGUGUUCUCCAUGAUUCAGCUUCCUGAAGAGGCUGUUUUGGAGCGCUCAGAUGAACUGUAUGAUCGUCGACUGAUUGGCCUGAGCGUGCGCUGCAAGACCAUUUCAGGACUUCAGGAACGAGUCAACAUCACCGAAACCCUGAAGCCAGAGUGUGUGUUCUUAAAUACUACAACACAAAAUUUUAGUGCGGAUGGCUGUGUUACCCUGUGGGAUCGUGGUCAGAGUCAUCUCACCUGUUCCUGUGACCAUCUCACAUACUUUGGCGUACUUCUGGUGUCUGCAGACGUCUCACCCAAAGACGCUGAGAUCUUGUCCUACAUCACCUACAUCGGCUGUGGUAUCUCUCUGCUUGCUCUGGUCGUCACUGUUUUUCUGUUCACAGUCAAUAGAAAACUCAGAGAAGAUGAUUCCAAGAAGAUCCACAUCAGCCUGGCAGUGGCUCUGAUCCUCCUCAACGUUCACUUCCUGUCCAGUGAGGCGGCGGCAGCAUCGUCCUCCAGUGAGCUUUGUGUCUAUGUGGCUCUUCUUCUUCACUACUCCCUGCUGGCCUCUUUCACCUGGAUGGCCUUGGAGGGCUUCCACCUCUACCUCCUCCUGGUCAAAGUCUUCAACGUCUACGUGAGGAGAUACCUGCUGAAGCUCAGCGUGGUGGGAUGGGGUCUUCCAGCGGUCAUUGUGUCUGUGGUGGUGAUCGUCAACAAAGACACAUAUGGUCGUACCUCUCUAAACUUGUCCAACCCCAAUGGAACAACAGUAUGCUACAUAACUGAAGACAAAGUGAAGAUGGGGACCACAGUUGGACUGUUCAGUUUCAUGUUCCUGUUCAAUCUGAUAAUGUUUGGAAUCACAGUGAAAUGGUUUGUGGACUCCCACAAUAGCAAAGUGCAUGGAUGGAGCAGUCUUAAAAAAGCCAAGCGAGAAAUUGUCACCCUGCUGUUGCUUGUGGUUCUGCUGGGCCUCACCUGGGGAGUGAUCUUCUUCUCGUUUGGUGACCUGACCACUCCUGCACUCUACGUCUUCUGCAUCUUAAACCCUCUGCAAGGAUUCUUCAUCUUCAUUUAUUUUGUGUUGUCUUUGAAAAAAACCAAAGACACAAGCUCUGAAAAACUUGAAAUCCACCAAAGAUCUGGGUGAUUUAUAAAUGACAUAAACAUAUAUAAAGUGAUAUUUACUACAGUUAAGCUAGCAUUUGGUAUAUUGUUAAAUAUUUAUGUUAAUAGUUUAAUAUUCUUAAUUUCCAUUUUUUGUGUGAUUAGUUUAUCAAUGAACUUCUGUACUGUGUUCUUUCUUUAUUUGUUUCAUGCGUAGCCCCUCUUGCAUUUUAAUGGCCUGAUGAGUAAUUAUCUAUAAUCUGGUGUGUCUGCAUUAGGUCAGCUAUGUUUUGUUUUGUUUGUCAAAUAAUUAGUUAAGAUCACUUUUUUAUCUCAUUAUUCAAUUUUUGUAAACAUAACUUUUUGGGUUAAAA